Messenger RNA from Acanthamoeba castellanii str. Neff, 864 nucleotides. RefSeq names its product Vps23 domain containing protein. Gene Ontology annotation, cellular component: ESCRT I complex. The transcript has 7 exons. Bases 1 to 864 code for a protein of 287 amino acids. Gene Ontology annotation, biological process: protein transport; protein modification process; endosome to lysosome transport. The record is from RefSeq and is a predicted model, not a curated record. NCBI's taxonomy places the organism in Eukaryota, Discosea, Longamoebia, Acanthamoebidae. Gene Ontology annotation, molecular function: ubiquitin binding.
AUGGAGGCCGUGCUCGACACCCUCAACCAACUGAAGCUCCUUGCUCGCGUGCCAAGCCUCAAGCCCAAAGAAGACACCUUCGUGAGCAAUGAGGGGGACUCGUAUCUGCUGGUGGCGCUGGUGGGCACCGUGCCGAUCAGGUUCCGCACGAACCAGUACAACAUUCCCGUGGAGGUGUUUGUCGUGCGCGACUAUCCCGAGAAGCCGCCGCUCUGCUUCGUGCGGCCCACGCGCGGUACUGCCUACGGCUCACAGCACCCGCCCGCCUACGGCCCGCCGCCGGGGCAGCCGGCCCAUAUGGGCGGCGGAUACCCGGGCCACCCCCACCCGCACCACCAGCCGCACCAGCCGCCACCGUUCGCCUCGGGCCAGCCGGAGGGCGGCCGCAAGCGGGAGCUGGAGGAGCGGAUGGCGCGCAAGGCCAACGACGUGUGGCAAGCCGUGUCGGCCGACGUGAACCAGUUCCACCUCGUCCAGCAGCGACUCCGCGACGGCUCCUCGUGGCUGCAGCACUCGCUCACCACGCUCGCCCACGACAAGAGGGAGCUGGAUGAGUACUUGCGGGCGGCCGAGGAGAAGGAGCACGAGACCCGGCAGUGGAUCUCCGAGAGCGAAACGGUGCAGCUGGGCGUGGACGACCUCGUCGUGCCGGCCGACGCCCUCUCCGCGCAAAUGAUGGAGCUGGUGGCGGAGGACGCGGGGAUUGAGGACACGCUGUACUACAUGGACAAGGCCCUCCACUCGAACACCAUCGACCUGCAGACCCAUCUCAAGGCACACAUUCCCCCCCCCCUUGAGUUAGAGCAGUUCCAGAAGAGAGCCCUCGCCAUGCGAGUGCACGAACUGCAAAAGCAGCGCAUGUGA